GGGGGAAACAGUCAAUUGCCGAAUCGGGCAAGGCCCACUUCCCCCUCCGCACUGGGGAAUUUCCUCAACUCGGAAAAAAAAAAUCUUUAGGUUCCAUCAGAGCUUCCAUCAUCCACUUUGGUUCUCCAUUACGGAUAUCGUCACCUCUUUGGCCGUUCAAAGUCACCUGCAUCCUAUUCGCAUUCAAAACAUCAGCCCGGUUGGUUGCCCUUAGCAGUCACAGCACCAAUUGAUCAAUAUGGGCCCUCCUCGGCGCAAGGUACUCGCUACGGCGGAAGAGACGAUGGUGCCGCCGGAUGAGCUUGCCCAGGGACAUUUAAUUACGCGGGUCAUCAAAGCUACCGGAAACAACAUCUACCUGGUUGAGACGCCAUCCAAGGAGUCGGCCCUGGUCGAAUUGCCUUCGCGAUUCCGUUCGACUAUCUGGAUCAAGCGGGGAUCUUACGUGGUGAUCGACACCAAUGCUCUUGAGGGCCGCGACAACAAGCUGAAGGGCGAGAUUAUCAACAUUGUCCGGGAUGAGAAGGCAUGGCGCAAGGCUCCAUUCUGGCCCAAGGAAUUCACCAAGCAAGUCGUUGCUGCUUCGGACGACGAGGAAUCUGAGGAGGAGUCUAAUGUUGGUAAACUGCCGCCUUCGGAUGACGAGUCUGAUGCAUGAUCAUGCUUUUCCCA
Aspergillus uvarum CBS 121591 is the source of this 672-nucleotide messenger RNA. RefSeq names its product putative eukaryotic translation initiation factor eIF1a-like protein. Gene Ontology annotation, biological process: translational initiation. NCBI's taxonomy places the organism in Eukaryota, Fungi, Ascomycota, Eurotiomycetes, Eurotiales, Aspergillaceae. The record is from RefSeq and is a predicted model, not a curated record. Gene Ontology annotation, cellular component: nucleus. Gene Ontology annotation, molecular function: translation initiation factor activity; RNA binding. The coding region runs from base 239 to 658 and encodes 139 amino acids. The transcript is spliced from 2 exons.